This is a messenger RNA of Lytechinus pictus (painted urchin), 5190 nucleotides long. RefSeq names its product voltage-gated purine nucleotide uniporter SLC17A9-like. Lineage: Eukaryota; Metazoa; Echinodermata; Echinoidea; Temnopleuroida; Toxopneustidae. The transcript has 9 exons. Gene Ontology annotation, molecular function: transmembrane transporter activity. Bases 108 to 1439 code for a protein of 443 amino acids. Gene Ontology annotation, cellular component: membrane. Gene Ontology annotation, biological process: transmembrane transport. The record is from RefSeq and is a predicted model, not a curated record.
AAAAACAUGCAUGUACUAUAUAACGUCGCAGUCUGAUCUUGCGAACGAACAUCCUUUGGAAAUAUCAAAGUGAAAUAAUACGUUUUGAAGAGGAAUGACAGAUAAACAUGAUAUCCCCUGCAUCUCCGCCUCCUUUGAAGAUUGUUCUAGACUCGAAGAGUGAUCCAUAUUCCAAGUCAUCUCAAUGGAACGACUCAGAGAGAAGACUAUGGACAGUUCUGCUCUUUGUUAUGACAUCAGUUCUGUUCUCUGCUCGGACUAUCGUACCUCUGGUCGCAGUGAAUGUAUCAAAAGAAUUUGGCUGGGAUAAAGCUGAUACUGGGCUUGUCCUAGGUUCCUUCUUCUGGGGCUAUCCCAUUGCUCAGAUACCUGGGGGUGUAAUGAGCGAUAAGAUCGGAGGGGAUUAUGUGAUCAUUCGAGCAGCAUUUAUAUGGGGCGGAGUCACCAUCGUCACACCAUUAAUCCCUUAUCUAUUCACGACAAAAGGAGGGACUAUCAUGUCUAUGACCGUACUUCGAUUUUUAAUGGGUCUUACACAAGGCGUUCAUUAUCCGUCACUGACUAGUUUACUUAGUCAAAAGGUGGCAGCCGAUAAGAGGGCGUAUGUCAUGUCAUGUGUGUUUGCAGCUAGUUCUUUAGGUACACUCCUCACCGGUGCAAUAGGUUCAAUUAUAAUGGAUCAUUCCAACUGGCAUUACGUCUUCUAUUUCUUUGGUAUCAUCUCUAUCGUCGUAGCAACUGUCAUCCAAUCAUUCUCGAGGAAACAGAGGAGAAAAACAUUCUUCUCAUUCCAAAAUGGUCGAGCAGGAACGAGGAAGGAGGAUGAAGAAAAGAAAAGCCUGCCUAUCAUGAAGCUUCUUACUAAGAAACCUUUUUGGGGUGUCCUUGUCAGUCACAAUGCUCUCAAUUUUUCGAUGUGGCUCUUAAUCUCUUGGAUGCCUACGUAUUUCAAAGAUGUCUUCCCAGAGUCUAAGGGCUGGGUAUAUAACGUUCUUCCAUGGUUAGCGGCUAUACCCGCAUCAGUAGCAGGUGGAUGUCUUGGAGAUGCUCUCAUUGCCCAUAAAGUGCCUGUAGGCAUCUCAAGGAAAAUCAUGCAUACAUUGAGUAUGUUCGGAAUGGCAUUUUCAUUGCUAAGCGUGGGACUUACAGAUAGUUAUCAUGCGUCACUGGCUCUCAUGGUCAUAGCUGUAAUGGCGCAAUCCCUUACCAAUAGCAGUAUACCUCCCAAUGCCCAAGAUAUAGCGCCUAAACACGCAGGAUCCGUGUUCGGUAUUGUGAAUGCCAUGGGCGCCGUUCAGGGCUUUGUGGGAACCUACAUAGCAGGUCACAUUCUUCAUUCUACCGGAAGUUGGUCUGCUGUGUUCAACAUGUCUGCGUGUGUGUGUCUGUUCAGCUGGAUGGUAUUCACGCUGUUUGCGGUAGGAACGCCGGUCAUAUGACACUGGUCACAUGACUGUCAAAAUGACACUUGUCAUACUUAUUCAGCAAUCUUAUACGGCUUGAUUCAUCUGCAUGAAAAGAUCAUGUGCCAUAAGAUCUAUCUGGCUAGCAGGAUUGGCAAUUCCCGCCCAGAUGGAAAAUACUGGGAAAAACUUGUGAAUGCUUGAAAGUACUUUAGUGAUACGGGUAAGUGCAGUUAACUGCUAGAAUCUGCUUGAGAAACACUUUCUGAGCAAUGCCUGAAAGUAUUCAAGAAGUAUAUUUCGCAGUAUUUCCCUACAUGUUGAACUAUUUUCCACUUUCCUGAAAAAGUUAUCUAGGCGGUAUUUGCCACCAGUGUUUCCCUAUCCAGCCAAGCCUGGUGGGCAGAGCAUUGGACUCUUGAUUGUGAGGUUGUGAGUUCAAAUCCCAACUCGGCCAUAUUCUCCUGAUUAGCCGCAAAGGCCUGAGAGUAAUUUCUGUUGUCUUGUAGGAUGGCACAGUUGUCCUCAGAUUUUCACCAUUGCAUAGCUUCUGUUUCAUAUGCAUUCCACUUUGUGUUUUAGAAUGUGUAUUGUGCCAUAUUGGUACAUUCCUUGUGUAUAUACUGCAAGGUCUACAGGAACCACCUAAUCUAGAAAUAUAUUGGCCCGAAUUCACAAAGGUGGUUUUGAAAACCCACGGUUGAGUCAAUGGAUUAUGCAGAUAUCCUCUAUAAAUUACGCUUAUUUUACCGCGUAUAUUAAAAAUUGUCCAAUGCUGAUGCGCGCUUUUGUCACAGUGGGCCAAAUUAACGCCUGUUGCUGUGAUUAUCCACGCUAUUUUAAUCAUGAGUCCACUGUUUUGAAUUAAUGAGUCCACUCUUCAAACAGUGGACUCGUGAAUAAAAUAGCGUAUCUAACCAUGGUAACAGGCGUCAAUUUGGCGCACUGUGACAAAGACGCGCAUCAGCAUUGGACAUUUUUUAUACACGCGCCCAAUACGCGCUACUAAAAUUAAGCAUAAUUUAUACAGGAUAUCUGCAUAAACCAUGGAUUCAACCGUGGGUUUUCAAAAUCACCUUUGUGAAUUCGUGCCAUUGCGUUGCUUUCUAAUAUCCGUCUUUUCACAUCAGCCCUAUGCUACUAUGUUACUGUGUGCCUUGUGUAAUAUGCUGUGAUGAAGUAGCUCAUUAUUCUUUCAUGUAAUUCGCAGAGCUGCCACAGGUGUGUAAUCUCUUGCAUUUUAAAGGGGUACGCCGGGCUUAAAAUAUUUAUAUCUAAAUAAAUAGAGUAAAAUUCACAGAGUAAAAUUCUGAAAAUUUCAUCAAAAUCGGAUAACAAAUGACGAAGUUGUUGAAUUUUCAAGAUUUACUUUAUUCCGGUGAAAUAGUUCUAGGCGUACCUUCAUGGAUAUUCAUUAGGUGGGCUGAUGAUGUCACAUCCCCACUUUCCUUUUUCUUAUGUUAUUACAUGAAAUUAUAUUUGUUCAUUUUUUCAUGAAUGUGUAAAAUGAUGUGUCUUGAUUAUGAUGAAAUAAGUUGCAGCAAUAAAUAACUAAUGCACUUUAUCAGUUGUCAAUCCAAUUGUUUUAGUUCUAGGUAGAAACAUUUUGAAUAACCCUAAUUUCAUAUAAUAAAAUACAAAACAAAAGAACAAGUGGGGAUAUGACAUUAUCAGCCCACCUAAUGAAUAUUCAUGAAGACAUGCCUAGAACUAUUUUACCGCAAAAAUGCAAAUCUUUAAAAUUCAAUACUAGUAACUUCGUUAUUUGUUAUCCGAUUUUGAUCAAAUUUUCAGCAUUUUUCUCUGUGUAUUUUACUCUAUUUAUUGAGAUAAAUAAUCUUCAGCCUGGACCAUCCCUUUAAGCCUGACGCACACAAUACAAUUCGUUCAAAGAAAUUGUAGUAACAUUUGAUACUGACAUUCCAACCAAUGAAAUCUUUGCGAUCAGAGUUCAGAAUAGUGGUAGCCCUAGGACUACUUAUAUCGAAAGUCUGUCAAGUUCGAGCCUCCCUGUAGGAAUAAAAGUGAAUUCAAUUCCAAAUCGUAAUGACGUCAUCAUCGGCUGUGACUUGAAGCUGAUUUGGACUUUUACUCCGACCUCAGGGCUUGCCUCAAAGCAAAAUUAUGAUUUCAUUAUAUUCCUAACAUUAUGCCGAACUUCAGUUCAAAUAAAAUAACCUCUUGGAACUUUAAUAUUUUAUUAAAAAAUUGUGUUUUAUCAGAUUGCAUUGUGUUCGUUGGGUUUAAUAGAUAAUUCAAUUCACCAAUGUGGGUUAAUGCUAUUUUAUUAUUAUUACUGAAUUGUUUGUUUAUUUAUAUAAAAAAUAGGGUACUGAAAAUUGCAGCCAGAAUAACCUCUAGUAUUUUGUCCUGUUUUCUUCAAAAUAAUGCAGAUUCUCUUGAAAUGUUUGUGUAUUUGUUGGAUCUUCUGUUACUACGCAUGUACCAAGCCUUAGAAAGGUAGAAAUAGAUGAACUGUAUUGUAUGUCCAAUGAUAAUAUGCCUUUGGGCACCUUGCCAAAAGUUGAGAGCCGCGUCUUUUUUACAGGAAUUCCGCAAACUCCUUUUUUGCUGAUCCUUGCAUCUAAUCUAGGCAAAAUACAUGGGGCUGCGGGAAAGAUGCGGGGAAGAUGCAGCGAAGGCAUUAUGUAGCUUUCCUGCAGCCCCACUCUCUUGUCUGUGAUGAAAUGUAUGUAGAGGUGGUCUGGCUCAGUGGAUAAGUCUCCAGACUUUGAACCACAAGGUCCAAGGAUCAAAUCCCUCUGCAGCACUCGCAUCUUUCGGCAAGACUCUUAUCUACAUUUGCCACUCUCCACCCAGGUGUAGUAAGUUGGUACCGGGAAGGAAGAAAUUCUGUGAAUGCUCUAGUGUCUGAUUAGGGUAGCUGUGCUAAAGCCAGGUUAUAGUAUGCAGUGGAGAAACUUGAAUGUUGUAUGUUAUUAUUGUUAUUGAAUGUUAGUAUUAGCAAUGAAAAGACUUGCAGAAUUCCUGCAGAAAGAAUAGCUCUUGACUUUUGAUAGGGAGCCUUAGAUCGAAAGCCUUGAUAACCAACAUUUGCAAGAAGCAAUGCACCUUCAUUUGUAGCAGGCAAAUAAGCCUUUUCAACAAUGUAGAUACUGUAGUGUUGUGUGAAUCCCAGAUAUCUGUUAUAACCCAUUGAGCCUUUAUCCAAGAUAAUGAAAAUUCAUCUAUAUUUACAUUGUUUUUUUUUUUGUUAAUGCAAUAAAAUAGUGUGCAUUGUUGAAAUGGUGAUUUACCAGCGGUACUUCAGAAGUACACUAUUAUUUCUACUUGACUACCUAAUGUUUCCCAUCCAUUUGUACUUUUAUUUUAUGGAGAUAAAGCCAAAUAUGCUGCAUGUAUUUAUGAGACCUACCACUUCAGAACCCUCAGUAAGUUUUCCAAAAUUAGUUUUGAGGUUUUAUUAAAAAGCAGUUCCUUGGCCUUUAAAGGACAAGUCCACCCCAACAAAAAAUGAUUAGAAUAAGAAGAGAAAAAUCCAACAAGCAUAGCACUGAAAAUUUCAUCAAAAUCGGAUGUAAAAUAAGAAAGUUAUGACAUUUUAAAGUUUCGCUUAAUUUCACAAAACAGUUAUAUGCACAUCCUGGACGGUAUACAAAUGAGGAGAGUGAUGACGUCAUCCACUCACUAUUUCUUUUGUAUUUCAUUUUAUGAAAUAUGAAAUAUUCUAAUUUUCUCCUCACUGUAAAGUGAAACUGUGAUUAAUUCCUCCCUGAACAUGUGGAGUUAGCAUUGUUUAAUACUAUAUGAUUCAGUCCCUAUGGUC